GGCAGGGGAAGACGUGUUUUCGCUGCGCUGCGUGGCCGCAGACCCUUAGAUGCUCUGGCCGCCUUGGUCAUGUCGAAAAGGAUCAAUGCCAAGGUCAUCGUCGCGGGCCCUGCCGCCACCGGGAAGACCUGCCUGAUCGAACGCUUCGUCAACAACGUCUUCGCCGCGGACGAUGCCACGCACGGGCCCACCUUGGGCUGUGACUGCCUUCAGAAGGCGGUCUUCGUCGAGAACACGGAGGUGCACCUCUUCCUCUACGACACCGCGGGACAGGAGCGCUUCGCCGAUAUGGCGGCCAGCUACUACCGCGUGGGUGAGGUGUGCUUGCUCUGCUUCGACAUGUCUGACGUGUCCACCUUCGACCGAACCCAGUUCUGGAAGAAGAAAGUGUCUGAUCACAACCCCAAGUGCUUGUUCAUCCUGGUGGGCACCAAAGAGGAUCUGCUCUCAGAGGAGCAGAAGAGCUCGUUGGAUCCCAUCUCCCGCUGGGCCGAAGAGGAAGGGAUACCCUACUUCCCCACCAGCGCGCUGAAGGGUGGCGAGCACAUUAGGUUCCUCUUCCACGUUGUGGCGGAGAAGUGUAUCAGGCUCCACCUGUCCACGCAGCCGUGGAGACGAACUCCGCUCGGCACGAGCGGCCCACGAAACAAAACACCAGACGAUCCACCUGGCCUGGACAGUCCAUGCGGCCUGGACAGUCUCUACCCCCAGCCCCAUCGCUGGGAGACGAGUCGGCUUGUCAAAGGCAACACCUCAAGGCUGAAGCGGGAGAAGCAGCUCUCAGACUCGGCGGGGCUCAAGCUUCAGAGCUCCAUUGGCCAGCCCAAGGCUGGCUGCUGCCCGUGAGCCUCGUGAGCCCCGGACCUCUUCCUGGCCUUGCGCGGGCUGACUGGGGCGAAAUCCGUGUGCGGCUUGAGGUCCUGUUUUGGUCUGUGCGGCUUGAGGAUGAAGAGAUUUUGUUGAAACCAGUCCUCCUAUUUCAGCACGUUCAUUUUUCAGUUGAAAUGCGGCUGAUGCAUGAAACAUCAGCAGCAUCACGCGCAUUGCGAACACUACUA
This is a messenger RNA of Durusdinium trenchii, 1058 nucleotides long. The record is from the annotation of a GenBank genome assembly. NCBI's taxonomy places the organism in Eukaryota, Dinophyceae, Suessiales, Symbiodiniaceae.